This is a messenger RNA of Cololabis saira (Pacific saury), 2389 nucleotides long. RefSeq names its product myeloid-associated differentiation marker-like. Lineage: Eukaryota; Metazoa; Chordata; Actinopteri; Beloniformes; Belonidae. The transcript has a single exon. Gene Ontology annotation, cellular component: membrane. Bases 124 to 987 code for a protein of 287 amino acids. The record is from RefSeq and is a predicted model, not a curated record.
CCAGUUGGACUUUUUUCUUACAUGGAUUUCUCAAGUAGCAUCUGGCUGGAAAUUUAAGGCCUUACUGUGGAAACACAACAAUACUUUGUUUUUUUUUGGGGUGGAAAAAUACUCCUUCCAACUAUGGGACGCUACGUGGAUCUUCGAGCCAUCACCCAGCCCAUAGGGAUCAUACGAAUAAUAACAUCUGUUCUCACUCUUACGUGUUUUAUCCUGGUGGCAACAGUGGGACAUUCUUCCUCUUCAUACUGGGCGUGGUGCAUGUUCACUUGGUUUUUUUGCUUCUUCUUCACGCUUCUUACUCUCAUCCUGGAGUUCACAACAGUCAACGCCAAAUUGCCUUUUGCCUGGGAUGACUUCACCGCUGCUUUUGCUAUACUUGCGAGCCUAAUGUGCAUGUCUGCCUCCAUCAUCUACCCCAUAUUUUUUACCUGCCCGGCCUGUCAUCGGCAAAUAGCAGCCUCUGUGGUAUCCUGGAUUUGUUUCGGACUGUAUGUGGGUGAAGUUGUCUUAACGCGCCUUCGUCCAAGUGGGCAGAGCAGUGGCUUCCUGUCCACGGUACCAGGCAUAUUGAAGAUACUGGAGACCUUUGUCGCUUGUCUCAUCUUCACAUCCCUAAAGGAAUCUCAGUACGCACACUUUCCAGAACUGCAGUGGUGCGUGGCCGUGUACUCUGUGUGUUUUAUCUCAACUGUCGUCAUGAUUGUACUAACCCUGGCACAAGUGACCUCUUAUUUUCCAUUCUCCUUCGACAAGCUGGCAACCAUCCAUAACGUUGUGGCAGCAGUGAUGUAUAUGACAGCCAUGGUGAUGUGGCCGCUCUAUAGUUUCCAAGGCAACAAGAGACCAGUUAACUGUGGAAAACUCUGUUUAUGGGAUGAACUAGUUCUGGUCACCUUCAUGACAAUCUUCAACUUCAUCGUUUACACGCUGGACACCAUCUACUCUAUACGUGUUGUGUUCUGUCUCAGAACUGAGACAACUUAGACAACAGGUCAAACACAUUGAAGUCGUUAGAGUCACUGACAACAGCAAGCCUUUGGAUAGCGUUAUGUAUUUUUUUUAAAGUACUUAAGGCAUGUGUGUAAAGUUCAAAAGAUUUUGUUUUGUCCAUGUUGUCAUUUUAGACAGAAAGGAAACCCUUAAUGUCAGAAUGACUAUUUAAUGGCAGCACUGUCUCACAAAUAACAUUACUGUACAAUGAAGAAAUGUCAACUCAGAAUAGACAGUUAAUGAUUAGAGCUCUUUGUAUAAAGGCCAUAAAAUGAAAAGUACCAGUGUAGAACUUUGAUCCUGAUGGUAAUCGGUGUGUGUAUUAACGACGCAUGCAGGCUUCUUUUAUUAUACCGGUAAAGUCCAAUUGUGUGGCAAGUGAACCUAAGUUACUUUCACUUUAUUUGGGGAUGCUGCAAAUUGUUGAUGUUCUACUGGUUAUUUAUUUUGGGUGGUACACUAAUUUAACUCCAAAUGAAGGAAACAAUGUUAAAACUAUUUGUAGUUGUAUAGUUGAUAUAUUUGGAAGUUAGGCUAGAAAAUACAUCCCUUAACAACCACACAAUGCUGUUUUGUAUUGUUGUAGCCAAAAGUUGCCCUGAUAACAAUGAUGAAAAUGCAGUAAGAGGUUUUUGACAUAAUUUCAUGAAAUGAUCAGAUUUAUUUUCUGGAAAUGGAUGCAAAUUUAUGUAUGACCCUAAUUAUAAUCCUGAUAUAAUUUAACUCCAUAACACAAAAUGUAUAAUUAUGUAAAUGGACGAUAUUCAAUUAUUAAACAGCACUUUUCUAAUCUUGCUGACCACUGAAAGUGUUUUUUAAGCUACUGUAUAAACUUCAUUCACACAAUCUGUUCUGUAUAAGUCUCUGAAGUCUAAGUCUGGAAAUCUCUCUGAAAAGGUAAAACAUGGAACUGUAUUUUCUUUUAUAAAAUUGUCACCAGUUUUCUGUAAUUAGUUGUCAUUUGGACAGAAAGUCAUUGCACUGCGAUGCAACAUCCUACUUGACGUUUUCAAACACAAUCAGAGGUGAUCGGAGGUAAUCUGGGAUUCAAUGUCUUGCCAAGGAUAUUUUGAAAUGUGGACAUUGAGUCCAAGAGUCAAGCCACCAACUUUCAGUAUUGCAUGAAACUGUAUCGUAUGCACUUUGUACUUGAAUUUCCGAAGUCUCUAUCAUCGACAUGCAAUCAAAUUUAACAAAAGAUUAGUAUUGUUGUAGCCAUUGAAUAUCCAUAAAUACCAGCUGUAUCAAACAUGAGGGGAAGUGUCACAGUUUUGGUAUUUAAUUCCUGUUUUAUUUUGAAUCCCCUUGUGUUUAAGUUAAGUUUAAGUUUAAGUCUUAUCUUGUCUUUCUCUUGCUCUCUGCUGGUCCGUACUGUAAUAAAUCACAUUUUUUGGAA